Molecule: messenger RNA, 543 nt
Organism: Symbiodinium necroappetens
Lineage: Eukaryota; Dinophyceae; Suessiales; Symbiodiniaceae
Source: the annotation of a GenBank genome assembly
AUGGAUGGCGCGGAGCAACUUCUGCUUGCCUGGUCUAUCAAUGUGGAGGACUUCCGGGUCAACUCUGCCCGGCUGAGAGAUUCGCUUCGAGACUUCAACGGCAUUGGGUACAAAGUAGUGGCCAAGGUGGGCAAUCGCCUCCUGAGCAUCUGGGCGGGAGAUCGCACAGAGUACUCGCUGGGUGCGACAAUCAGGGACGAAGCCGGGCCGAACCACUCUGGCGGCUUGUACGUCUGCCGCACCCAGGCAGCCGCACUCCGGCAUCGAGUGCCCGCGAGACGCGGGGGCUUGUUCUUUGCCCCACGACUGCUGUUGCGCUGCCGGUGCGAGGGACCGUUCGUGGAGUACCCGGGCGGCAAAAUCGCAUGCUCGGCCUUGACGCCGAUUGAUGUUCAGGCCAUUCCCCCAGGUUACCUGCACACGUCGCCGCAGCGCGCGGCAGCAGCAGCCGCAGGGGUUGGCCCCAGCGAAGGCCUGCGAGUCGAGACGACAGCGCUGGAGGCCGAGGUGGCCGAGCUCGAACGUCGCCUUGGCUAUCGCUAG